AUGGCUUCGCUGUACCAGAGGUUCACGGGCAAGAUCAACACCUCGCGGUCCUUCCCGGCGCCCCCGGAGGCGAGCCGCCUCCUGGGCGGCCAGGGGCCCGAGGAGGACGGUGCGGGGCCCAAGCCCCUCGGAGCCCAGGCGCCCGCGGCGGCGCCCCCGGAGCGCGGCGGCGGCGGUGCGGGCGGCCGGCCCCGGUUCCAGUACCAGGCGCAGAACGACUGUGACGACGAGGACGAGCUGGUGGGGAGUAAUCCUCCACAAAGAAACUGGAAAGGCAUAGCGAUCGCCCUGCUUGUCAUCCUGGUCAUCUGCUCCCUGAUUGUCACCUCAGUGGUGCUGCUGACACCAGCGGAAGAUAACAGUCUGUCUCAAAAGAAGAAGGUGACUGUGGAAGAUCUCUUCAGUGAAGAUUUCAAAAUUCAUGAUCCCGAGGCUAAGUGGAUAAGUGAUAAAGAAUUCAUCUACAGAGAGCAGAAAGGAAGUGUGAUACUGCAGAACGUUGAAACAAAUACUUCUACGGUGUUAAUAGAAGGCAAAAAAAUUGAAUCGUUAAGAGCUGUCAGAUAUGAAAUAUCUCCAGAUAGAGAGUAUGCUCUUUUUUCAUAUAACGUGGAACCAAUAUAUCAACACUCCUAUACUGGAUAUUAUGUCCUGAGCAAAAUUCCUCAUGGGGAUCCUCAAAGUCUAGAUCCACCAGAAGUCAGCAACGCAAAACUUCAGUAUGCAGGAUGGGGCCCCAAGGGUCAGCAGCUGAUAUUUAUCUUUGAAAACAAUAUCUACUACUGUGCACAUGUCGGGAAGCAGGCCAUCCGUGUGGUGUCAACUGGGAAGGAAGGCGUGAUUUACAACGGCCUUAGCGACUGGCUGUACGAAGAGGAGAUUUUGAAGACCCACAUCGCCCACUGGUGGUCUCCAGAUGGUACACGGCUCGCCUACGCCACCAUCAACGACUCCCGGGUGCCGGUCAUGGAGCUGCCCACCUACACCGGCUCCGCCUACCCGACCGUGAAGUCCUACCACUACCCCAAGGCUGGAUGUGAAAACCCCAGUAUCUCCCUGCACGUCAUUGGCCUAAGUGGACCCACGCACGACCUGGAGAUGAUGCCGCCUGACGAUCCACGGAUGAGGGAGUACUACAUCACCAUGGUCAAGUGGGCCACCAGUACCAAGGUCGCCGUGAACUGGCUGAGCCGGGCACAGAACGUGUCCAUCCUCACCCUCUGCGAUGCCACCACCGGGGUCUGCACCAAGAAACACGAGGAUGAAAGUGAAGCCUGGCUCCACAGACAGAACGAAGAGCCAGUGUUCUCCAAGGACGGCCGGAAGUUCUUCUUUGUCCGAGCGAUCCCGCAGGGGGGGCAGGGGAAGUUCUACCACAUCAUGGUGUCCUCCUCCCAGCCUAACAGCAGCAAUGACAACAUCCAGUCCAUCACCUCUGGGGACUGGGACGCAACCAAGAUCCUGUCCUACGACGAGAAGCGGAGUAAGAUCUACUUCCUCAGCACGGAGGACCUGCCGAGGAGACGCCAGCUGUACAGUGCCAACACGGUGGGCAACUUCAACAGGCAGUGCUUGUCCUGCGACCUGGUGGACGACUGCGCCUACUUCAGCGCCUCUUUCAGCCCCAGCGCCGACUUCUUCCUGCUCAAGUGCGAAGGUCCUGGGGUCCCCACGGUGACCGUGCACAACACGACAGAUAAGAAAAAAAUUUUUGAUCUAGAAACAAAUGAACACGUACAGAAAGCCAUAAACGACCGGCAGAUGCCUAAAGUAGAAUACAGGAAAAUCGAGAUUGACGAUUACAACUUGCCCGUUCAGAUCCUCAAGCCAGCGACCUUCUCCGACACCACCCACUACCCCUUGCUCCUGGUGGUGGAUGGCGCCCCGGGGAGCCAGAGCGUGACUGAGAAGUUUGAGGUGAGCUGGGAGACGGUGAUGGUGAGUAGUCACGGGGCCGUGGUGGUCAAGUGCGAUGGCCGUGGCAGCGGCUUCCAAGGGACCAAGCUCCUGCACGAGGUGAAGCGGAGGCUGGGCUCCCUGGAGGAGAAGGACCAGAUGGAGGCUGUGAGGGUGAUGCUGAAGGAGCAGUACAUUGACAAGACGCGCGUGGCCGUGUUUGGGAAGGAUUACGGUGGGUACCUGAGCACCUACAUCCUCCCAGCCAAGGGCGAGAAUCAAGGCCCGGUUUUCACCUGUGGCUCCGCGCUCUCCCCGAUAACAGACUUCAAGCUCUACGCGUCUGCAUUUUCCGAGAGGUACUUGGGCCUCCACGGACUUGACAACAGAGCGUAUGAGAUGGCCAAGGUGGCGCACCGGGUGUCCGCGCUGGAAGGACAGCGGUUCCUCAUCAUCCACGCGACCGCCGACGAAAAAAUCCAUUUCCAGCACACCGCAGAACUCAUCACGCAGCUCAUUAAGGGAAAGGCUAACUACAGCUUACAGAUAUACCCGGACGAGGGCCACUACUUCAGCAGCGCCCCCCUGCAGCAGCACCUGUACCGAGCCCUCAUCAGCUUCUUCGUGGAGUGCUUCAGGAUCCAGGACAAACUCCCAACAGUAGCAGCGAAAGAGGACGAGGAGGAGGACUGA
This is a messenger RNA of Mesoplodon densirostris (Blainville's beaked whale), 2589 nucleotides long. RefSeq names its product dipeptidyl peptidase like 6 (gene DPP6). NCBI's taxonomy places the organism in Eukaryota, Metazoa, Chordata, Mammalia, Artiodactyla, Ziphiidae. The transcript is spliced from 26 exons. Bases 1 to 2589 code for a protein of 862 amino acids. The record is from RefSeq and is a predicted model, not a curated record. Gene Ontology annotation, biological process: proteolysis. Gene Ontology annotation, molecular function: serine-type peptidase activity; dipeptidyl-peptidase activity.